Messenger RNA from Cannabis sativa, 1397 nucleotides. Its product is annotated as rRNA 2'-O-methyltransferase fibrillarin 1-like. Bases 286 to 1215 code for a protein of 309 amino acids. Gene Ontology annotation, biological process: rRNA methylation; box C/D sno(s)RNA 3'-end processing. Gene Ontology annotation, molecular function: histone H2AQ104 methyltransferase activity; rRNA methyltransferase activity; RNA binding. The transcript has 6 exons. The record is from RefSeq and is a predicted model, not a curated record. Lineage: Eukaryota; Viridiplantae; Streptophyta; Magnoliopsida; Rosales; Cannabaceae. Gene Ontology annotation, cellular component: small-subunit processome; box C/D methylation guide snoRNP complex; nucleolus.
CUAAAAUGUAAACUUUUUUUUAUCAAUUUUGUAUAUUUAUAUUCAUGUAAAUAUUGAUGCUAAAGAAGCAAGUAGGUCUUUAAACAAUUGGGCUUAAAGAAUAACAGGCCGACCCAAUAUUGGCCUCAAAAAGCCCAUUAACAAAGCUAAACCCUCAAAACCCAACUCCUUUUGUUUUUAUAAUCACUACGGUCACCAUUCUCAAUCGAUAAACCCUAGCAACCUUCUCUUCGGUUCUGUAAAACCCUAAUUUCUCAGCGGCUUCAGUCUCAUUUCUCAACGAAAAUGAGACCUCCAAGAGGACGUGGUGGCGGUGGAUUCGGUGGUGGCGGCGGUGGAUUCAGGGGAGGACGUGGCGAUGGAGGAGGUCGUGGAAGAGGAGGAGGAAGGUCAUUUGGGGGUGGAAGAGGAGGACGUGAUGGUGGCCGUGGAAGAGGAAGAGGAGGACCAGGCCGUGGUCGUGGAGGACCAGGUGGAAUGAAAGGUGGUAGUAAAGUUGUGGUUGAGCCUCAUAGACACGAGGGAGUGUUCAUUGCUAAGGGUAAGGAAGAUGCUCUUGUUACUAGAAAUAUGGUUCCUGGUGAGGCUGUGUACAAUGAGAAGAGAAUCUCUGUUCAGAAGGAAGAUGGAACUAAAAUUGAAUACAGGGUUUGGAACCCUUUCCGUUCUAAGUUGGCUGCUGCUAUUCUUGGUGGUGUUGAUGAGAUUUGGAUUAAACCUGGAGCUCGUGUUCUAUAUCUUGGAGCUGCUUCUGGGACCACAGUUUCUCAUGUGUCUGAUGUUGUUGGACCUGAAGGAUUGGUUUAUGCUGUUGAGUUUUCACACAGAAGUGGUAGAGAUUUGGUUAACAUGGCCAAAAAGAGGACUAAUGUUAUUCCCAUUAUUGAAGAUGCUAGACACCCUGCUAAGUACAGGAUGUUGGUUGGGAUGGUUGAUGUUAUCUUUUCCGAUGUUGCUCAACCUGAUCAGGCAAGGAUUCUAGCAUUGAAUGCUAGUUACUUUUUAAAAGCUGGGGGUCAUUUUGUAAUCUCCAUCAAGGCCAACUGCAUAGACUCUACAGUUCCCGCCGAGGCUGUGUUCCAACAAGAAGUUAAGAAGCUUCAGGCCGAGCAAUUCAAGCCCUUCGAACAAGUGACUCUUGAGCCCUUUGAGCGUGACCAUGCUUGUGUUGUUGGUGGCUACCGUAUGCCAAAGAAACAAAAGCCUGUUGCUUAAACAUUUAUAGCUUUUAGGCUUUAGACUUGAAAUUAAUCAUAAUAUGUAUCAGUUGAAGCAAAGUUAGCAGAACAUUUUUGAUUUAUUUCUUAUUUUCUUUCUUGUUGGAUUGUAAUUGCUGAGCAUGGCGUUUUGACUUAUGAGUUGAGAUCAUUAUAUAAUCACUUAAUCAAUUUUGCUUA